AUGAUUUUCCUUUACUUCUUAGGUUUUAUUCUGUUUAAUUACCGAUGGUUCUUAUAUGUCAUUGCUAUUGACACAGAAUUGGAAUCGGUUACUCUUAGGGGUAGAUUUACCGGUCAAGAUGUCGAAUUAUGCCCAGGUUUUCAUAAGGGAGCUAUACCACCCUUUUUAACAAGUUGUGAUAAUAAAACAGACCAAUGUAUUUCUGAUCAUUUUGCAAAACAAUUCGAGUUUUGUCCUUCAUGUAUUAAUGUCGACCCAUCGAAUUUAUUAGACAUGAAUAAUUGUGAAUGUGUUCAAUGUGGCCUCAGUGCCUUAAUUUCAAAUUGUUUCGAAGAUCAUUGUUCAGACAAGGGCCAAUUAGAUGUUUUGAAAAAAGUAUUAUCAGGUUUUACUCAAGGUCAAAGAAAUGUUAAAUUACAAGAUAUUGAUUCAAACGGUUCAUCAUCAAUUACUAAUGGUCCCGCUUUGAAAUAUUUUAAAGAUAAAGAAAAUAAUAAGAUAUAUAGAGGACUAUUGUCUUUUGAAAAGCUAUUGUUAAGUCAAUCGAUAUUGAACGUCUUGGAGUGCCCAUUAAAAGAGAAUGAGUCGAUUUCUGAAAUCUUAGAUGCACAAUUUUGGCGUAGGAAGAAAAAACAACCUAAAGAUGAUCAGGAUGACAAAGGCAAAAAUGAAGAUGAUAAAAAUAAUAAUGAUGCUUCUUUUAAACCUCCUUUAUUUUAUACUACAACAAAUACUUUCACUACGUACGUCCCUAACGAGAAAACUUAUACGAAAUGGAAGCCAAAAGUUAUCGAAACAACGGUGAUUAUUGAUGAAUGCUCUGGAGUUCGAACUUUUACAACCAUUGAAGAUACACUCUAUGUGACAGAUUAUCAAACUGUUGUUUGGACAGACUAUGAUACAACAACAGAAACUGAAACUGAUACCAAAUAUAUUAAAAAAUUAAAGACAAAAUAUUUACAUGAUUAUGUUACAUUCACAGAAACUGAUUAUGAUUUAAUAACCAAGACCAAAUAUAGACAUGAUUUUAUUACCACAACUGAAACCGAGAUUGAAGGAACAACCAGAAUAAUCAAAGUUGGGAAAAUAACUGAAACUGUUUCUUUGCCUGGUAAAGCGACACAAACAACAACAACGACUGACACCAAAUACAAAUUUAAAUGUAAGAAAGUGAGGAAGACCGUAACCGACACUUUGACGAAAACCUCAUUAACGACACAAACUACUAUUGAAACUAAGACUAAAAAGAAAUGGAUUCCUCGAACAACAACUGUUACCUCAGUUUCUACUUAUACAACAGUCUCUUCAGUACUCGUAUGUCCUCCACAGCCUCCGUUAGGUGGAAGAGGAAUGAGAAUGGGGCUAAGUCCAGAGAGGACGAACUUGAGGUUUGGAAUAUUUAAUAAAUCAGAGAAAGAAGAAGAACAAGAAAUGGAAAAAAGAGGCAUUAUGACAGAUUUUGUUUCUGAGGAAGGAAAUAGAUCCAAAGAUAACUUACAAGGUAGUGAUGGGAAUUCUUAUCUUUAUACGACUACCUACCCUGUUACUCGUACUAAGAGUUCAUUUACCACUUCUACUAACGGACAGAUGCCUAUUUUAGCAAUAACAAGAAGGAACGCAACAUCAAUACAAAACCCAUUAUUACGAAAUGACUUUGAUAAUGAAAGAAAACAGCAUACAGAAAACCGUGCGGUACAUUCAAUUACUCCAACGGUAGUUUCCGGAGGAACCCCCCUAACUUCAUCUUCUAUAUUAAAAUCAACUAUAUUUACAGUAACUGUCUCCACUAUUAUUUUCCUGACAUUUUCGAAUGUUUUCGAUUCAUUUAUUAACGUAAAUGUAAAUCCUGAAUUUGGUAGUAAAUUGAAAAAGGAAAGGGAUUUAAGAGUUACUGAGGAGGGAUAUAAAGACGUUCCAAAACUUCCACCAGAAUCAGACCAAUCAUAUAAAGAAUAUAUUGCAUUUUUGGAUGUCGAUUAA
This is a messenger RNA of Naumovozyma dairenensis CBS 421, 1980 nucleotides long. RefSeq lists its product as uncharacterized. The coding region runs from base 1 to 1980 and encodes 659 amino acids. NCBI's taxonomy places the organism in Eukaryota, Fungi, Ascomycota, Saccharomycetes, Saccharomycetales, Saccharomycetaceae. The transcript has a single exon. The record is from RefSeq and is a predicted model, not a curated record.